Fraxinus pennsylvanica is the source of this 849-nucleotide messenger RNA. NCBI's taxonomy places the organism in Eukaryota, Viridiplantae, Streptophyta, Magnoliopsida, Lamiales, Oleaceae. The record is from the annotation of a GenBank genome assembly.
AUGAAUCUUGUAAGACUAAAGGGAGUACCAAUUUUACAGCAAUUACAUCUUGAGGAGAGACUGCUUCGAAAGUCAUCAGAUAACUGGUGCAUCAUCAAUGAUGGAACACAUGACCCAACUAUUGUCAUGGGUAUAUCAGGGAAACCUGUGGAACUUCUUGAAAUUGACCCUGUUUUACAAGAUGAACUUCCUGUUAUCCAAAGGUUUACUGGAGGAGGUACUGUUAUUGUUGAUCAGGGGACAGUGUUUGUCACAUUUAUAUGCAAUAAGGAUGCAGUUCCAGGUUUACAAUCAUAUCCUCGACCCAUCAUGUCAUGGAGCAGCCUAGUGUAUCAAAAAGUAUUUCAAGGAAUUGGGGAUUUUAGCCUUCGUGAGAAUGAUUAUGUGCUUGGCAACCACAAGUUUGGUGGGAAUGCUCAAUCCAUUAUUAAAAAUAGGUGGCUCCACCAUACAUCAUUUUUAUGGGAUUAUGAGAUCAGUAACAUGAGAUAUCUCAAACUUCCGAAGCGCACUCCUGAGUAUCGACAGGCAAGGGGCCACUUGGAAUUCAUAUGCCGCAUGAAGGAUUAUAUACCAAGGUCAAAUUUUAUCGACAGGACAAUUGAUGCAGUUGGCAACCAUUUUCUAGUGAGAUCAAUGGAGCUAGAAGCGAUUAAGUAUCCCUCAGGUACAAAAUUCCAACCCUCCAGUAGAUUGCUGAGAAAGCAAGAAUUGGAGGAGGCCGAAUUUGAUUCUCGGACAGGUGUUUUCAUUAAUGGUUUGCUCAGGAGUUUAGAUUUAUGUUCGCUAGUCAAUCGAGAAUAUGGGAUAUAUAACUUCAGCAAUUUUGGACAUGGAUGGAAUGAAUAA